Aspergillus terreus NIH2624 is the source of this 711-nucleotide messenger RNA. RefSeq names its product acetolactate decarboxylase. Bases 1 to 711 code for a protein of 236 amino acids. Lineage: Eukaryota; Fungi; Ascomycota; Eurotiomycetes; Eurotiales; Aspergillaceae. The transcript has a single exon. Gene Ontology annotation, molecular function: acetolactate decarboxylase activity. The record is from RefSeq and is a predicted model, not a curated record. Gene Ontology annotation, biological process: acetoin biosynthetic process.
AUGGCCAACAACCUGUACCAAUACUCCAUCGUGAGCGCCCUGAUGCACGGCAUCUGCAGCACAGGGCCCAGCAUCCGCGACAUCCUCGCCCACGGCGACCAUGGCCUCGGCACCGUCCCCCAUCUCAACGGCGAGAUCAUCAUCAUCGACGGCGAGGCCUACCACUUCCCGCCAGACAGCCCGGAGCUCCGCAAGCUCGCGCCCACAGACCCCAUCCCCUUCAUCAUGAUCACCCGCUUCGAGCCCACCGUCACCAAGCACCUCCCCACACUCACCAUGACCGCCCUGGCUGACGCCUGCGCGCCGCUUCUCCCAGCUCAGCAGAACCGCUUCGUGUCCGUGCGCCUCGAGGCCGUCUUCCCGCGCAUCUCGUUCCGCGUGAUCCCCGCGCAGACGAGACCGAAGGAGCCCCUUGCGGCCCUGGCCAAGCGCCAGACCGUCCGCGAGGAGACGCACGUCCGCGGCGUGCUGUUCGGGUUCUGGUCGCCCGCGUUCGCCAGUGGGUUCAGCGUCGCCGGGUUCCAUUUGCAUUUUCUCUCGGCCGAUCGCAGCGCCGGCGGUCAUGUCAUGGGCUUCGAGGCCGAGGAUGUGCGUCUGGCUGCGGCCGGCAUCGGCGAGUACCACGUCCAGCUGCCGGAUGACCGCGAGUUUAAUGAAGAGACUAUCGGGCUGGUUGGAGCCGGGGAUAUUCAUGCGGCCGAGGGGGCUUGA